AUGGAUGUAGGGAAUAAUUCUAUACAAACUGAAUUUGUUCUGAGAGGACUUCCUCAUGCAAAAGAACUGACAAUUCCUCUUCUUUUGGUCUUCACGGUUAUCUACAUCUUCACUCUUCUUGGAAACAGUUUACUGUAUAUUGUAAUAAAAACAACACCAUCACUUUAUACCCCUAUGUAUUUCUUCCUGAUAAACCUUUCUUUCUUAGACAUGUGCCUAUCUUCAGUCACCUUGCCUAAGCUUCUUGGAAAUUUCCUGUCUGUAAAAACAAUUCCUUUUAGUGGAUGUGUGAUGCAGUUAUACUUCUUUCACUUUUUGGCCAGCGCCGAGUGUUUCUUAUACACUGUCAUGGCAUAUGAUCGAUAUGUUGCUAUAUGUCGACCCUUGCACUAUAGCUCUAUAAUGAACUGGAAGACCUCUAUGUGCUUGGCUUUUGGGUGUUGGUUGACUGGUUCUCUGCACUCCAUUACACAUACAGUACUAACCUUUCAACUUCCAUUUUGUGGUUCUAAUGAGAUAGAGUACUUCUUUUGUGAUAUUAUUCCAGUCUUAAAGCUGACAUGCACUGAUACAACUCUAAACAAAAACAUGAUUUUGGCCAACAUUGCAGCAAUUUCUUUAAGUUGCUUCCUCCUGAUUCUGGUAUCAUAUGUACAUAUCGUUUUAACUAUAUUGAGGAUCAAGACAGCUGAUGGAAGGAACAAGGCUUUCUCUACUUGUGUGUCACAUGUGAUACUGGUGGCUUUAUUUUAUGUUCCUUGCAUCUUUACCUAUAUGCGUCCAAACUCAGACUCUAUUUUAAAUGGAGCUGUUGCGGUUUUUUAUACUGCAGUUACACCUUUAAUGAACCCAGUAAUUUAUAGUUUAAGAAACAGGGAGGUAAAAGAAGCCUUGAAGAAAAUACUACUUGGGAAAAAGUAA
This is a messenger RNA of Pelobates fuscus (common spadefoot toad), 921 nucleotides long. Its product is annotated as olfactory receptor 10G7-like. The transcript has a single exon. Gene Ontology annotation, cellular component: membrane. Gene Ontology annotation, biological process: G protein-coupled receptor signaling pathway. Bases 1 to 921 code for a protein of 306 amino acids. Gene Ontology annotation, molecular function: G protein-coupled receptor activity; odorant binding; olfactory receptor activity. The record is from RefSeq and is a predicted model, not a curated record. Lineage: Eukaryota; Metazoa; Chordata; Amphibia; Anura; Pelobatidae.